AUGGCUUCAGAGGAUAAGUAUUUCUACGCCAGCCUGGUCUUUCUGGCGCUGGCGCUCGUGGCAAUCGUGCCGUAUGGCCUGCUCGCCUUCAUGAAACUUCGUGCAGCCAGCAAAUCCGCCCGCAGCGGCCUCCUCUGGAUCCGAGCGACGACCGUCCUGGUGGGAAUAUGGAUUGCUAUCUGGUUGGCCGAAUUGAGCAUUGCUACCCACGUCCAAGUGGCUGGACCGACGCCGUACGAUCUCCGCGCAUCGCUGUACCAUCUCGAGGGCGUCAAGACCCUGAUCGGCUUCACCACCUUCGCCUCGAUCGUCUACACGGAGCUCGAGCUCGUCAUUACCCUCGAAGAUACCGACCAGACCCCGAUCUACCGAUACUUUUGCUGGGGGGUCUACGCUGUCUCCAUGAUGCUCAACAUGGCCCGAUUUGUCGUAUACGAAGUCGCUCUCGUUAAGCCCGAUGUAGCAAAGCUCGGAAGCGUCUCUGAAAAGCUCGAACUCGUCAUCGCCGUCCUAAUUGCCGUGUUCUCCAUGGUCGGUGUCCUCGCCCUCAUGCUCUACCGCAUGAUCCUCCACGAGACCGACUUUAUCGUGCUUGCCCUCGCCUACGGCCUGACAUUCGUUCGCCAGCUUGUCAGCGUCGUGCAGGUUGUAUUGAUGGACACGGAUGGACACAAGGCCGACGACUUCCCCUUGGACGGCAAUUGGCGCCGACUGGUCGAUGUUCUCGUUAUCGGAUGGACCGUUGUCGCCUCCGUCGCCAUGAUCUACACCGUCGUGGCCAAAAAUACCGAGUCCCAGUACUACGACGGGGCGUCCGACACCGCCUCGCUCUGUAGCAGGAGGUCCGACAAGUCGUUCAACUGCAAGGACAGCGUCACCUGGGACAACUUCUCCGCCGAGGCGCUGGAGAAGUUCAAGGCCGACGUGCAGCGCAACUCGAUGAACCGGAGCGUCAAGGUGCAGCGGACGUCGAUGCUACGCGAGUCGAUGAGCCACCGGGAGUCGAUGCAGGGGGUGGUGAACCCGAACCGGAACUCGAUCCAUCACAAGAUCAUCAAGUCGUGA
This is a messenger RNA of Clonostachys rhizophaga, 1065 nucleotides long. The record is from the annotation of a GenBank genome assembly. Lineage: Eukaryota; Fungi; Ascomycota; Sordariomycetes; Hypocreales; Bionectriaceae.